CAGCUCUGGACAUCCCCGGGAACAACAGUUGGGCUCUGCAUACACCAUCAAGCAGCCCACAGCCUCUCUCAGAUCCCACCUGGUCCCUAUGCUGCAUAUGUCCCUUCUUCCAGGGGGCAGUGCUACCCCUUAAAUAAAUGCCGCCCUAGGCAAAUGCCUUGUGAUCAGUGCCCAGAUGAUCAGUGUAGCCCCAUCAAUGCCACCUGUCAUUGCCCAUCAAUGCCACCUGUCAGUGCCCAUCAGUGCACAUCAAUGCCACAUAUCAGUGCCUACCAGUGCACAUCAAUGCCACAUAUGAGUGCCUAUCAGUGAGCAUCAGU
This is a messenger RNA of Staurois parvus, 320 nucleotides long. The record is from the annotation of a GenBank genome assembly. Lineage: Eukaryota; Metazoa; Chordata; Amphibia; Anura; Ranidae.